CUCGUGAUAGUUGUUGUUGCUAAUUAAAACUAAAAUGGAGAGCGUUGACAUUAGCAGUUUCAAGAGUAGGGAAUGCGAACACUUUACGGAUGAAAAUGAUUCAUUGCUGAAGUUUAUUGCUCCGGCGACAUUACUGCUGGUCGGCCAGAGUAACUCUGGUAAGACGUCCUACAUGCGGAAAUUGGUCGAGAUGGGAGAUAGGAUGUUUACAAUCCCGCCUUCGAAAUACAUAUGGCUUUACAACAUGUACCAAGACUUGUAUGACGAGAUCGGGAAUUCCGUGCCAAACGUUCAAUUUGAACAGGGUCUGCCCACAAGGGCGGACAUACAGCAGUGGGCUGAAACAGAACGACACCUUGUGCUUAUACUGGACGACCUUUAUCACCUGUUGAUCAACUCUAGGGACAUACUGGAUUUGUUCGUUUUAUUCUGUCAUCAUCUGACGGUAACGGUAAUCAUAAGUUGUCAUAAUAUAUUUAUGAAUUCAAAGUACGCGAAAACGAUGACCACAAACUUGCAUUACAUUUUGCUAUUUAGACUGCAAAAUCGCUUGCAGCUAUCUACGCUAGGCACACAAUUGUUCGUUCACAGUAAGAAGUCAAAACACUUCCUUGGCGUCUAUGACGACGUCAUGGCAACGGAUCAAUACAGCCCUUUGAUCAUUGAUCUCAGUCCACAAACCAAACAUUCGGAUUAUAAACUACAGUCAAACAUUUUACCUGGACAACUACCUGUGAUAUACGAACUGGAGUAG
Mercenaria mercenaria is the source of this 754-nucleotide messenger RNA. RefSeq lists its product as uncharacterized. Bases 35 to 754 code for a protein of 239 amino acids. The transcript is spliced from 2 exons. The record is from RefSeq and is a predicted model, not a curated record. Lineage: Eukaryota; Metazoa; Mollusca; Bivalvia; Venerida; Veneridae.